AUGUCUAUCAACCUACGACAUGCUGCUCUAGCAGCUGCCCUCGUCGGCUUUUUGCCAUUGACUCUGGCGCAGACCAACAUCACCGCCAGUGAAUGUGUGGCCCAGAGCGUGUUUUCCGACUGCAAUCGCAAUGUUGCAAAUAAAUGGCAGAGCUGUGUCAAGGGGUGCAAUGGAAAUGGAAACUGCCUGGUGGAUUGCGGAUGUACCGCCCAUCAAGAGUAUAUUAAUUGCAUGGCUCAGUCGUGCUGGAACCAGGUCUACUCCUGCGAAUAUCAACUCUUCGUUCAGCAGUACUUUGCCGUCUGUCCCACGGCCUCGGAGCCCAUUCCAUUCUGGCCGGCUCCAGACAACGCCGCCAACCGAUGUUCUUGCAAUCUCGGCAAAGUACUGGCCAACACGCUCUCCGCUCGUAACGACCAGCUCAACUGUGCCAGCAAGAUUGCCAACCAGGCCGGGAACAUCCCCGAUAUUUCCAAUAUUAAUAAUCUGCCCGACUCGAUAUCGAACAUUGUCCAAACGGCGACGGAGUGUGCUUGCUGCGGUGCCAGUGCUAGUCUGUCCGCGUAUGUCUUAAACUGGAUUAUCACUGUCGAGAACCUCCCUUCUCCUCCUCCUCUCCUUCCUUUGCCAUUUCGGAAAAAAAAAAGAGCUAACCGCCUCCCAUCCAGAGCAUGGCAAAUCUGUCCCGAUACUCGUCCCACCCUCGCCGGCGCCGACCUAUGGCCCCUCUUCUUCCCCGACAACUAUCCCAACUUAUACCCCUCCAUCCCCAACUUCGCCUGGUCCACCUGUGACAGCACCCUCUCACAGACCAACUGUCGUGACCUCGGCUUCUCCGACUCCAAUGACAAAUUCUACAAGCCAGGCGAUUUCCCCCGCAACGGGACCCAGACUCUACGCAAUGUCGCAGGUACCGUGGCUGCGCCGCCGAGCGGGACCGUCCUAACGUGGUCACAGGCUUCGGCCACGUAUACCGUCACCGCGACGGGGCUAGGUCAAAAGGUUGUUGCUGGUGCGGAUGGGACGCAGACACAGACGCAGACACAGACACAAACGGGCGCAAUGGUCUCUCAGACUGAUAAUGCGGCUGUUGGGUUGGUUCAGGGUCGCGGAGUGGGUAUGAUAGGUGGUCUUGUUGGAUUCGCGAUUGGUGGGUUCUUGAUGAUGGUUUAA
Molecule: messenger RNA, 1173 nt
Organism: Penicillium oxalicum
Lineage: Eukaryota; Fungi; Ascomycota; Eurotiomycetes; Eurotiales; Aspergillaceae
Exons: 2
Coding region: 1-1173 (390 amino acids)
Source: RefSeq, a predicted model, not a curated record